Acaulospora colombiana is the source of this 936-nucleotide messenger RNA. Lineage: Eukaryota; Fungi; Glomeromycota; Glomeromycetes; Diversisporales; Acaulosporaceae. The record is from the annotation of a GenBank genome assembly.
AUGUGGUUGUUCACCGAUACCGACAGUGUUAUCCCUCACGUAUUUCCAAUAUGUAUUUUGCUGGAUGAUUUGGCGAACGAAAGAUACGUGGUUGAGGGAAAGGAUAUUGAUUUGACUAUGGUCAGCUAUUUGAGCGAUGUUGUGAGCACGGAGUGUGCGUCUCUAAUCCAGCAGAUGGCGAUUGCGUUUGAUGAAUGCAUCAUGGACGUGUGCACUAACGACGUGUCGCAAUCACAUUUGAGUGAAGUUAUAGUAAGAAACUUUUUGGAUCAAAGUUUCGUUGGACGAGAAUCCAAUAUGAAAGAAUAUCGAGUUAUGAGUGCCCAUGGGGUGAUUAAUAUCACACGAAAUUCGGACAUUAAUCUUAAUCAGAUGUCGUUCAGGCUUUACAAUCGACUAGAAACCAAAAGUGAAACUUUCUGGUUGAUAGUGCUCAAAUGCAUAGGAUUGUCAUCUCAAAGUGUUGCCAGAAAGUUGAUUCAAGGAUUGUUAUUGACACUCUUUCAGGCGACACCGUCGGAUGAUCAAGUAAUGGCGGAAAGAAUGAUUAAUGUACGCGAGCUGAUUUCGACUCUUGAUUUUUAUUGGAAGGACGUGUUCAGGCUUUCCGUCGAAAGUCUUAUAGAAAUGACACUGGUGCAUGAAGAGACAGAACUUGCGACAUACACGAUCUGCACUCAAUACAUGAACAUUUACAAAGCUCUGGUCUAUUUUAUUGUCACCGACUUGGAGACUUCGAGCAUAAAACUAUCAGAUCUAACUGAGACAUUCCCUUAUUUACCCGAUCUGAUACUACGGAAAUUAAUGCUAAAUUCAGAAAAGGUUCGAAAUUGGCCUUUCGCUCUGAGAUCUUCCGAAAAACUUUCGACAAAUUUAGAGUUGCUAUCUAGACGUCAGUCAAAAAAAGGCAAAAAACUUAGGAAGGAAAUUUUCUGA